AAAAAAAUCAGUCUUUGCCCAAGGUAUCCGUCAGAGAAACCCUGCUUUCUCGAAGAAGAAGAAGAAGAAAGAAGAGGCAAAAUCGCCAUUACAAACACCAUAAUGGGAAGGCACAGAGUGAAAACUGACUACGAAGAAGUCCGGAAAGCACAAAUCUUAGAAAACCAGGCUCGAUUGGCCAGUGUUGGACUUUCAAAAACCAUAGCAGAGCUUCGAAAUAUCACUGGUAAACCACAAACAGAGAAGAAAAAACAUAACAAAAUUGACUACUUCUCCACUCCUUUGCGUCGUUCCAAACGAUUAAAAGGAGGUAAUGAUUCCAAGGUUGAGAAGAGUAGUGCUGAAGAGACUAAUAAGCCAAAGAGGCCUACAACUGCUUUCUUCAUUUUUAUGGAAGAGUUCAGGAAACAGUACAAAGAAAAACAUCCAAACAACAAAUCUGUUGCUGCUGUGGGUAAAGCUGCUGGAGAGAAGUGGAAAUCCUUUUCAGAUGCAGAGAAAGCUCCUUAUCAAGCAAAGGUAGAGGAAAUGAUGGCUGAAUACCAAAACAAGAUGCAGGCUUAUAACAUUAACAAAAAACAACAGGCUGCUGCUGAUGUUUCUGCAUUACCAAGAGCAUUAAGUUUAAUAGCAGAUUGAAAAUAUUAUUAUUAGCAGGUGAUGUUUGUUUCAAGAAAUAGCAUAUGACAUUUCCUUAGCUUGUCUGUAAUCCCUAGAUAAAUGUUUGUUUAGUAUUUCUUUCCCUGGUUUUGUUUGGGGUUUAAUUAGUUGGGAAAGAGAAAGAAAAUAGAUCAUGAGCUGGUUUAAGGAUUCCAGUUGUUCAUCUACUCUAUUUUGUUGGUGCUUAAUGAUAAUUCAACUUGGGCUUGUCCGCCAGCGUAUUACC
This is a messenger RNA of Nicotiana tabacum (common tobacco), 886 nucleotides long. The record is from RefSeq and is a predicted model, not a curated record. Lineage: Eukaryota; Viridiplantae; Streptophyta; Magnoliopsida; Solanales; Solanaceae.